Molecule: messenger RNA, 854 nt
Organism: Spathaspora passalidarum NRRL Y-27907
Lineage: Eukaryota; Fungi; Ascomycota; Pichiomycetes; Serinales; Debaryomycetaceae
Exons: 1
Coding region: 43-543 (166 amino acids)
Source: RefSeq, a predicted model, not a curated record
ACGAUCAGUCAGCAACAACUUGGUCAGAUACACCUAGUAAUCAUGCUAUUAACGAGAGAUACAGCCAAAGAGGUAGUAGAUAACGCUGCCGCGGAAUCAUCAGUACCUGGUGCGCCAAGUACGGGCUAUUGGUUCUCUGCAUAUGUUCCAUCCCUAGAAAGUCACCCAGUUCUAUACUUCCUCCUAUGCGCCACCACUAUGUUCCUCAUAUCUUUCCAUUUAAGACAUAAGAUAGGUGCAGCUAUAGAUAGAUUCCGGAUGAGACGCCGUUUAGCCAGAGGCUACUACGGACCUGUUGGGUCCUUUGAUGAAGAUAUAGAAGAUGGGCUAACCAGUGAUGCCUUUGAUAUAGAACAGAACCGGGACAAGGGGGAUACAAGAAAAGGCCUCUCUUUACAAGCCAAGCGAGAAAUCAAGCGUAUUAUGAAAACUAUGAAAGUGCUGUUUGAUGAGGCUAGGUUAACAUAUACGAGAUUACAGUUUGACGAGAAUAAUGUUGACGAGGAUGGAUUACCUAAAGAUCCGAAGUUGGUUACCUUUUAGGGGUAGGUAACCACACACAAACACACACACACACACCUGAUCAUAUCCUUUAUCAAUUGUUUAUACAACUAGUUGUAGGUAUACCAUUGGGUUACCAUUGCGAGAUACGCGAUAUUAGGCUUUGCUAGGAAAGGGCUGGGUCACGUGGACGAUAUUUCCCGAUUUGGCGCAUGUCACGUGCCUUUGUUUAUGUUUAUGUUUCAAAAGGCAACUGUCAAAAAAUUGCAAACAAAUGCCUUUCGUUUGACUUUAGUAUUUUUAUCUGUUUUAUCUCUUUUAUGUUUAUAGAAUACAAAUCAUCAUCAAAUACC